Molecule: messenger RNA, 2212 nt
Organism: Saccostrea cuccullata (small rock oyster)
Lineage: Eukaryota; Metazoa; Mollusca; Bivalvia; Ostreida; Ostreidae
Exons: 6
Coding region: 110-931 (273 amino acids)
Source: RefSeq, a predicted model, not a curated record
AAAUAAAACAUUUUUUUCUUGUAUGAGAUACGUACAUCUAAAGAUUCAUGUACAUCCAGUUGUUUGACUAUUUAUGCAUAUGUUAUAUUUUCACUCCGGCUUUCAUUGAAUGUCUAUUUCCGGAAUGUUUAUUUUAUUUAUUUUACUUGUGUCUGACAAUGGCAGAUUACUUACCGCUAACGAAAAUGUCGAAAUAACAGCGUGUGAUGGUAGUUUAAAGUACGGCACAGUGGUUAGAGUAAAAUAUAGUGAAAUGAAAAUUCACUGUAUGUGUCAGAUAAAACCUCACUUUGUUGGGUUUAUAAGGUUUGCUUCGAAUAUGAUUAAUUCAACGUGUAACACAGAGAUAGAUAUUUUUGAUGUUAAAAGGCCAUAUGAAGUAUUAAGACUGCCAUGUGGUCCUAGGAAAUUUGGCGGACUCAGUGUAACCAAUGAAAGUCUCUUGUAUAUGACAUCUAUAUACGUCAACUCUACAAAUGGAAUAUUUCAACAAGAGAUUACAAUUUUUGAAGAUACAUCUUUCAAUGGCAACAUCUCAGUCAUUUGUGGGACCAGUAUUUCAACUUUAAACCCGAAUACAAAGAUCAAAGUUAUCAUAGAUACGUUUUCCAAAAUAACCGUCUCCUCACAAAAAUUAACAAAAGAUGUCCAAACUGAAAACAGAACCUCAAGUCCUUCACCUACAUGUUCGUCUACAAAUUCAAUAAUAUCUGGUUUUUCUGGAGCCGCAGUUGGAGUUUUAUUAACAGUUAUUAUCUCCAUUGUUAUUCGUCAUAUGAGGAAAACAAAACAGAAAACUGGACCAAACGAUGAUACGAACGCUGGACAGCCAAACAAUGAUACUUAUGAGGGACCUCUAGAUAAUCCUCCAUAUCAGUCAUAUCAAGCUGUAGACAACGACCAACAUAUUUACAUUCCUCUUCAAAACUAAACAAAGAAAAAAAAACAAAAUUAAAAAAAAAAGUCAAAUAGUCCAUUAUAACGAAUAAACCCACUAGUAAUAUUCUUUACUGUAUUUUGAAAUUGUGUUAAAAAAUCUUUCUAGGCUACGGAGUGUUUUAUCUCUUUUGUGAUUCGAUACAAAAUGCACUGUCCACUGAUACUACAUCACCUUUGGCGAUUUCAUAGAUUAGAAAGUAAUACAACAUUUAGUGACACGAACUUAUGGUCGUCCGGGUUUUGUUCUAAUCAUAAGAUAAUAAAUAAAUGGUUCUAUAGAAGUGUAUGUUGUACCGGGGUAUAUGAUUUUAAAAGUCUUAUGUUAAAUAUUUGAUUAGAUGUGUUGAAUUGCAUUUACUGUAUUUUAGAUUAAAAGUUAGAAAAAAUAUUGUUUCAAAGUAAGUUGUACGCAAUUUUUGUUUCAAUGCCGUCACAAACAAUUUGGAUAUUGUUAUUUUCAGUAAGAGAAAAAAGGGACAGAAUUUAUUCAAUAUUUAUUUUUAAAAAAAAUAUAAAUUGUAGGCCUGCUUCAGAACAAAAUUUACUUUUUUCUUUGAUGUUGUUAUUCUACAGUUUAUUCUCAAUAUUUAGCGCAAACUUCGCUUAAUGAUUUUUACAAAAGAUGUAGACAUAAUAUCAGCCAUUCUUUUAAAUAAAUCAUGGUAUUUUUGAAUGUGCAUAAUUUUCUGACGUUAUAUCUCAUGAUCCCAUUGUUUAUGAAAAUAUUAUGUGCCUUGCUGUCUGCAUGUAUCCUUCUGUAUACGAACAUUAAUAUAUAUUUCUACGUCAUUAAUUGAUUUUCGGGAUAAACAUUGGUCAUUUCUGAAUACAUGUAUAUAGUCCUUAUCUAUAGUGUCAAUGUUUUCACUUCAAUGAACCAAAAGUUUUAAUCUGGUUUAGCAAAGGAUUUUAAUUAUGAAUUUUAAAUUGUAUUAUAGUAAUGUCAUUUUUUGUUUUUAAAAAUGGAUCUUUAAAUCAAAACUUAUGGGACUUCGAUUAACAAAACAGGAUCUAUUUUUUCUGUAGCAUUUAUUCAAAAUACAGAUAAAGGGAGAUAUUUUUAUUUUAUUUUAUUUUUCUCAAUGAAACAAAGACAUGAGUUGUAAGAAAAUAAAUUAUCAAAAUAUCUACGAAGAGAGCAUGUAAUAUUUUUAUUGUCAAACCUCGACAAACACCAAAAAAAAUAAUUGGUAAUUGAACAUUAUUAUGUACCUUAAUAAUUUUAUUAUUGUUAUCGAUUAAAUACAAUGUUUUGCAAUUUAUCUCUUCAACA